Molecule: messenger RNA, 3816 nt
Organism: Haliotis rufescens (red abalone)
Lineage: Eukaryota; Metazoa; Mollusca; Gastropoda; Lepetellida; Haliotidae
Product: monocarboxylate transporter 12-B-like
Exons: 6
Coding region: 500-2203 (567 amino acids)
Biological process (GO): monocarboxylic acid transport; transmembrane transport
Molecular function (GO): monocarboxylic acid transmembrane transporter activity
Source: RefSeq, a predicted model, not a curated record
AGCCGGGUCAAUAAAUGAUAACACUGUACUACCCGGAGUUUGUAAGCUGCGAAACGCACCAGCGGAGAUAUUACGAACACCUGGCACAAACAAAGCUUGGUGGACACGACUGACCAGCUGUGUUUGACCUGUGCAGUCACAUGACCCUAAUUAGGGUAUAUUACGUAAUGUAACGAAUAUAAGUGAGCAGGAGCGAGUGGGGACUUUGAACGCUAUAUAUAGUUUUCAUACAGAUAUGGACCACUGUUCUGCACAAACUGACCAGUCUCAUCAUAUCAUCCAUUAACAUCGUUUCCCGUACGCAACCUCAUGAAAGAAUCUCAAGAUCGUCUUCCGUGCGUUCUGAAACUGUGCACUUAUAUCACUCAACAACAUAGCACUACUAUUGAAGAAGCACGGAUGCGUUAAUGAGAGAUACUGCAAUACUGGAGCACAUUCGCAAGCAGUCCCAGUACGAAGGGGCACUGAUGCUUUAUGGUACAGCGCAAACACAAAGGAAAUGGCUAUCUCAAGAGAGAAAGAUGGCGUUAAAGAACCCAUGGGUGAACAGGAGGAUACAGAGGAUCUCCCCAUAGACAGGGGAUGGGCGUGGUUUGUGUUAGCAGGAUCUUUCUUGAACAUUGUGCUUAUGGUCGGUUACAUCAAGUCUCUAAGUAUCCUGUUUGUGGAAUACCUGCGCCUGUUCGAGGCAUCUGUGACGACGACCACCCUCAUCAUGGGGGUCACGGCCGGGGUCUUCAGUAUAUCAGCUUUGUUCAGUAUGCACUUUGUGCUUGAGAAACUGGGCAUUCGAAAGACGGUGAUGCUGGGAGCGGCCAUCACUUCAGUGGCUAUGCUGGCAGCGGUCUUCGCUCCAAACCUCACGUUUCUCAUCUGUGUACACUGUGUUCUGACAGGUAUAGGGAAUUCAAUGAUCAACGGACCUGGCAUAGUCGUUAUCGGACGAUAUUUCAAGAAGCGCCGCGGAUUAGCCACUGCUAUUUCAAUGUCUGGAAUAAGCAUUGCGUCCGGGGUAUUCCCGAUGGUUGUAAGACUCCUACUUGAUGAGUACGGCAUCCGCGGCACCAUGCUGAUAUGUACAGGGCUGACGAUGAACAUGUUCGUAGGAGCAACUCUAUUCAGGCCAAUCGAGUCCUUCAAAAAGAAGAAACGUCCUAUACUGGACGUUGAGGAAAAUGGAAAUCCGGACAGCAUUAAUAAACACCCUUCCACCGAUAGACAAAACGGAAAUGCCAAAUCAGAUCUGAAGGUUAAACAAAAAGAUAAAUUGACCGGGAAUGUGGAUAAAAGACAUAAAGUGUUUGAGGACGGUUUGGAAACUCCACUGUCUUGCUCUGCUGAUUCACACAAGGACACCCCACUGUCCCCUUUGGCACGUCCUCGAACAGUUUCUAAUGCAAGUCGAACAAUUUCGGAAUCUGAGAAAAGAAUGUUUACGAGUGAUCCGGAGUUAUUAUCGAUUUCAAUUUUAGACUUAGCUCACGCAGGAAAAGACGAGUUCCGAGCAAAAACAUCUUCCUUUGGGGAGGAAAAAUCCAAAUGUUGUAAAAGUAACAUUUUAGACCUGUCCUUGAUAAAAAUGCCGAUGUUUCAACUUUUUGCCAUUACUUCUGUUUUUGGGAUAUGCAUUAACCUGACAGUAAACUAUAUACCUGCUUUCGCCAACGAGAACCACAUAAACAAGACUGACUCUGCUCUGUUACUAUUGAUAAUGGGAUCUACAGAUUUCUUCUGCCGGAUAAUUCUUGGUGUUUUGGUUGAUUUAAAGUUGCUAAAAGUGAACCAAAUAAUGGCAAUCGGUUUGAUUCUUUCUGGCACCAUGGCCCAGUUCACCUUCUUUUUCACAACGUAUCCUCUGAUGAUCAUGUUUUCUAUAUUCCACGGAAUUUUUGGAAGCUCGUACCAAAGCCUUGUGCCAAUUCUGAUAGUGGAUUAUAUGGGCUUGGAGUACAUGGGGAAGACGCUUGGUUUCUCGUCCAUGCUUCAUGGGAUGUCCAUUGCGAUGACGCAUCCAAUUCUGGGCAGCAUCAAGGAGGCCAGUGGCACCUACAGCUACUGCUACACCUACCUUGGAUGCUCCGCCUAUGUAGCAGCCGGCCUCCUGCUAGUCGGAGAACCAUUGGUUAGGAGGAAGGUCAAGGCCAAAGAGAUAGGAAACGAGGGGGAUAAAGAAUCAAACGCUCCCUUAAAGGAUACCACAUAACAUAUUCCAUGUUCAUAUCCUUGACAAUGGUCUACUUUCAAUUUCUGACAAAACGAACAUUGAUUCUAAAGGGUAUGUAUCUGCAGAGGAAUCUUUAGAUUUGGGCAGCAUUCCAGACUGAAAUCACUUGCUUUGAACAUUCGAGGUGCAAGUGAUAGGCUUUAGAUAUUGUACUCAUGUGGGACAUCAAAUUCGGAUCUUCGGCGUUAUGAGCCAAAGGUGAACUCUGUAGUUAUUGUACGAAACGUUAACUUUAAUUAGCUUACGUUUCGUAUUGUUUUCUAGCAAUUUACGAAACUUUUAUUUCACUCUUACUCUGUAUUGUGUGGUAUCACCGAUAUCAUUGGUACAAUAGUCAGAAGUAUCAUUGUACCCCGGUACAGAAUAUUGUAAGAUGUAUGUCAUUAUAAUUAUUGUAAAUUUUGUGUAAACAUUUAUGAUUCAAAUGUUGUUUGCCGCUGUUACAAGUACUAAUGCCGUUGGUUUAGCAGAAAAUACUUCAUUGCCUGACAUUACUGGAAAGGCGCCGUUUUGACAUUAGGAAGAAGGAAUGAACCUACCGUCCUAUGAAACUACCCAUGAACUCUAUCUUGAAACAGUAAAUAACAAGUAGCUAUAGGUGAGUGAGUGAGUAUUGUUUUACGCCGCUUUUAGCAAUAUUCCAGCAAUAUCACGGCGGGAGUAGCUAUAGGUAGGUAGGUAGGCAAUAAGCAAUGGGCUAUUGAGAACAUGUACUAAACAAACAAUCGGAACAAUUACUUACACCAAGAUAUACUGAAUUCGAAUUCAAACGAUUUGGAAUUUAUGUUUAUGGGAUAGAACAUGUCAUUGAUCCAUUCAAACUGUAUGUCAGAAUUUUCAUCCAAGGGACGGCACAAUGGUACAUGUACAUGGCUCGUCGCUCUGAUGUUGUUCCAACUUCUUUGGUCACAGUUAAAACUGUCGUGAUAUGGUUUCGCACUUAUUUAGCUGAAUCCCGAUGCCCGUCCGCGUUUCCUACAGUCCAGGUUAGAGCGAGACUUAAGGAACAAAUUUCCAAAAAUACGCCAAACAAGAUACUUUUUUCUGCAUGGAGGUCCGUAAUUGUUCCUUUAGUACCUUCAUGUUGUUUCACGUUGGGUAUCUCCACACAGUCGUUAUUUUAAAUUUCAACAAAUUAUAGGACCAAACCGGUACUAUAUCCUGUGUGGUAUUAAUAUUAAUGCUUCUUUCUCGAUCGUUAACCCAUGGCAAGGUGGAUGUCAAGUACACUACUGUUCACAACUAACCUGCUUAUCGAAGAACCUGUACGUUUGCAGAAUGAACACUUGUUUGCGGAAUUACUCUGGGACGUUUGCGGAAUUAUCGCGGUAUAUUUGCGGAAUUAUAGCGGUACGGUUUAUAUAUUUCUGCAUUCCGCAGACUGUUACGCAGUGUCUCAUUUUGGAUAGACGUCAGUACACUUUAAAUGUUUUGUUUAAUAAAGUUUGUUCUUGAACUGAUGUGUGACAUUUAAAUAAACAGACGCCAAAGUACUGAAUAUAGUUCAGAACAAAUUGUACAGUGUACUGUUAUAUUUGCAUGUUAUUGUCAUAUGAUUAAGAAAUGUUUAUUAAACUUCAAAAUUAGGUUUG